Molecule: messenger RNA, 862 nt
Organism: Aspergillus japonicus CBS 114.51
Lineage: Eukaryota; Fungi; Ascomycota; Eurotiomycetes; Eurotiales; Aspergillaceae
Exons: 3
Coding region: 93-707 (204 amino acids)
Source: RefSeq, a predicted model, not a curated record
UAACUUCUCUCUGACACUUUCAUUCAGAAUGCCAUCUGGAUAGAAAGACCCACGUCUCAAGCGGCGUCGCUGCGUUCAUUGUCGACGUGAGCAUGCAAAGACCUUGCUCAAUCUGCACGAAGCGAGCCCUCAACUGUGCCUUCUCCACGCCUACCUCCAACUUCAUCGUUUCCUAUCAGCACCGCCUAAUAUCCAGCGCCCUAGGUGCUUACCGGCCUACAAGUGAGUUGUCAUACGCCAGUUUCUUUUUCGACCUCGUGGGCUCUGCCACUUCGCCAUUCAUCCGGAUUUUCUCAUUCGAAGCCAUUGGGGACCUCUUCCGCGACGAUGAAUUAGUGCGCAGGGCUGUACCCCUCGUGGGUAAAGCCUAUCUAGCUCAAAGUGCUAGUUCGGUCAAAUCAAAAUCUCGCCUGAAACAUCACGCGUGGUCUACGCUUUCCGGCUUGCGAGCAAAGGUCCUGAAGUCACUCAAGUCCAGCUUAGAGCGGCAGUGUAGGACUGGAACUCUCAUCUCCGCCUCUUUGCUAGGACUCGCCGAGCUGCUGCUAGAUACCAGUGGAAGUAGCUGGUGCUCGCUGAUCUCCCAAGUUUUGUCGUCAUUGUCUCAAGCAGAUCGAAUGGGCCAGAAUUGGGGUCUUCGAAGGCGCUGGUCAAAGGGAGCAAGCUCACACCAACUCUCGUUUGCUUUUGCACUGUACAGUACCUAGCGGAUGCAUAAUCACGGCCGCGCUAGUCGCCCAGCACUUUCCUGCAAGGCAUCGGCCAUUCAUCCCAUGCAUGUUGUCUUGGCAACCCCUCUUUCAUGCACUUAUCUUAUCGAUUGUCACAGCUCAUAAGUGAGCUUGAUCUUGUGGAACAUUUU